AUGAGAUACCUUCCAUUAAUUUCUCUGAUUACUAAGGCAGCUACUUGCAUGGCCAAAGAGCAAGGGAAAGUCAAUGUUGUAACCUUGAGUGGUGUGGAGAAUCUUGAGGAUCCUUCCAGUGUCUGCAGCAAGCUAGGCAUGCAGCCAUUCCUUCUGAGGGCUGAAGACGUGAACCUUGUACUAGGCUCAAUGAGAUCAGCCGGUGUCAGCAGGGCGCACAUUGCUGGAUGGAACCAGGAGAGGAUCAGUAUGGUGAUAGGAACUGAGUCAGGAGAUGUCACCCCAAGGGAUCACAACAACAGGACAAACAGUGUUCUUUGCUUAAGCACUGGAAACUCCUGCCCUGCACCUGCCCCUGCGCCUGCACCUGUUCAGCCAGAGUGCCCAGCAUGCGUGACUCCUUGCCCUGUGCUUCCAAGGCCAGGAUGCAACGAGAAUGCAUGCCCUGCACCAUGUGUAGAGAUCAAAGGAAACGUGUGCCCGCCUGCAUGCUGCAAGCCAACAAAGUGCGUUGUAAAGAGGAGAGUUUCUCCAUGCGACUCCCCUUGCAUAAGAAACUACAGGCACAAGAAAGUCUACAUGAUUGACGAGCUGUCUCUGUUCUGUGGCCCGUUCAUCAGAAUCGUCGAGACCAGAUGCAGGCCUCACAGCAGGGAAAUAAUCUGGACUGUUUCCAAGUCAUUCCCCUUCCACACUGGCCUGCUCCCAAUUCCAACCAUUCUGAGAAACGCCUCUUUACUGCACAAGGCCCUUUGCGAGGCAAGAGACAAGUUUAGCGUGUGCGGAUGUGUCUGCCUGUUCAUAGACCACUUCAACAACAUAUACAUUGCUGUGGGAGACGACUACUACCAGGUAAUGCCAACCAGGCCGUGUGGACCGUGCCCUCCUCCAUUCCCAUGGAGAGGACCCAGAAGAUUCCCAUUCCCAGACCAGUUCCCAUUCCCAGGACCCUUCCCAGGGCCGUUCCCAGACCAGUUCCCAUGCUCGCCAUGUGGACCAAGGUAUGCGCCAGUCAACUGCUCGCCAUGUGCUCUGCCAGUGAAGUGCGCGCCUGCCAAGAACGAGUGCGAGAAGCCGUGCCCUCCAAUGUUCACAUUCUGCAAAGUGUCAUGUGAGCAUAUGGUUCAGGUGAGAAGACGAGGACUGUACGCAGUUAUCUUCUCUAGAAAUCUAGACUUCUACUAG
This is a messenger RNA of Nematocida major, 1185 nucleotides long. RefSeq lists its product as uncharacterized. Bases 1 to 1185 code for a protein of 394 amino acids. The record is from RefSeq and is a predicted model, not a curated record. Lineage: Eukaryota; Fungi; Microsporidia. The transcript has a single exon.